Molecule: messenger RNA, 1281 nt
Organism: Quercus robur (English oak)
Lineage: Eukaryota; Viridiplantae; Streptophyta; Magnoliopsida; Fagales; Fagaceae
Exons: 2
Coding region: 295-1029 (244 amino acids)
Source: RefSeq, a predicted model, not a curated record
UUAAACUUGUUGUUGAAAAUAAGGGUUCAGAUAACACCAAUCCAUGGGGCAACAACAAUGGAGAGAGUGAACAACUAGGUGAUCUUUUACAAGGGGAAAACUAUUUUGGUGGGAGACGACACAAUAAGGUGGAUAAGUCAAGACUCGACAGAAAUAUGGGGGUGGUUCGACACAGAAUUGAUGCUAGCUUGGAAAAAUCUAUUCCCUUUGAUGGAGAUAAGCAAGUAGGUGGGAUUCCUAUCAAUGUAGGACAAAGCUUGGAGGUUGACCCCGAACCCAUGGUGGAGAUUCCUAAUGGACAGACCUGCGGUGCUAGCCCCCCUAAUGAUCAACUCUGAAUUUUUAGCACCAGAAUCAAAGGUGCAACCUUUGGAAAACUACCUAACAGGGGCAAAGCAAGAAUGGAUACAACCAGUGAUCACGGGGAGGAAGAAACUCCAAGAUGCACCGGUGGAGUGUGUGAUGAUGGGAAACCUUUAUCGGGUGAAGCUCCUUCAUUUUGCAGAACCGCAGAUCUACGGGACUAUUCUCAUCAAAGAAUCCCAGGAGUUGAUGGGGAUAAUCAAACACUUGACAACUCUAUUUCGAGGGAGGAUGGAGUGGAAGAUAGAGUUGAUGGAAGCAUGGAAGUGGAGGGAAACUGAGGAUUGCUAUUCCCUGAACCACUUCGAUUCCUCAACCACCCCUUUUAGGAUCAUGCAUAUUCUGGUUUGGAACUGUAGGGGAGUCAUGAAACCCCUCUUUAGUAAAAUAGUCAUGGACUUGGUAGAGUGGCAUUCUCCACUCUUGAUGGUAAUCACUGAAACGAGACUAAGUGGGGCUAGAGCAGAGGUGAUCAUAGAACGUCUUCCUUUUGAUGGUGUAGUAGUGGCGGACAUGAUUGGGUUCGCUAGAGGCAUUUGGUUGCUAUGGCGAUCAGACUUGGUGCAGGUGGAUGUCCUAGCAUCAACGGUGCAAGAAAUUCACACUCUUAUUCGGGAACCUACUUCAGUCCUUCCCCAACAAAAGGGUUAUCCAUGCAUUCCGUGAAGCCAAUCAAUGCACGGAUGCGCUAGCCAGACUAGGAGCGAGAUCAGAACCUUCUUUUGUUGUUUUUGUGAACCCACCGCCUAUGGUGGCUAGCCUUUUGGCUUUUGACUUAUCUGAUAUGUAUUGUAACUAACUAAUUUUUUCCUAGUUGUUUAAUACAAGUCUUCGAUUUACCAAAAAAAAGAAAAGAAAAAGAAUUAGGGAUAUAGGAAUGCAUUAAUUAUUUUAUUUUAUUUUUUUUCAUUCUAAGAA